Rhodamnia argentea is the source of this 974-nucleotide messenger RNA. Its product is annotated as PITH domain-containing protein 1. The record is from RefSeq and is a predicted model, not a curated record. NCBI's taxonomy places the organism in Eukaryota, Viridiplantae, Streptophyta, Magnoliopsida, Myrtales, Myrtaceae. The transcript has 10 exons. Bases 220 to 834 code for a protein of 204 amino acids.
UAUCCCGUUAAAGAUGCAUAAUUUUACUUUUCGCCAUAAGCCCAAGAGAGAGAGGCCCAGCCAGCGCGGCGAAUCGGUGGUGAGCCGCGCCCGGAAGUUUUAUAGCCAAUGGCGACCCACGAAGGAACGCUUGAAAAUCAGAGCGUGCGUCUUCCUCCGACCGAGGCUAUCGCUAAAAUUUGAAGAGACAGAGAGAGAUCAGGGUGGAGACGUGGGAGAAUGGCGUGUAUGCACGAUCACAGCUGCGAAGACCACGACUGUUCCUCCAAUUGGUCCCUCUUCAAGCACAUCGACCUCGCCAAGGUAUCAGCACUCAACGAGGCUGUUCCAGGAAGCGUGAAGUCAGUGUUUAAAGCUUGGGAGCAUCGCUUGAAUUCUUCUGAGGGCUACUUGGAAAGCAAUGAUGGUGAUCCUGAGUUACUUGUUUUCAUUCCAUUUACUUCGGAUGUCAAGAUCAAGAGUAUUUCAAUUGUCGGUGGUGCUGAUGGAACAAGUCCGUCAAAGAUGAGGGUGUUUAUCAAUAGAGAGGGCAUUGACUUUUCAGAUGCCCAGAGUAUGCAAGCUGUCCAGGAAUGGGAUUUGGCUGAAAACAUGCAAGGAAUGUUGGAAUAUCAAACUCGGUACUCAAAAUUUCAAAGUGUGGGCAACAUUACGUUGCAUUUUCCUGACAACUUUGGGGGUGACACGAGCCAGAUACAUUACAUUGGCUUUAAAGGCGAAGCUACUCAGUUGAAGAGGGACGUUGUUGCUACCAUCGUAUAUGAAUUAAUGCCGAAUCCUUCUGACCAUAAGACGAAGGCUGAAAGUGGUGGCGGUUUUUCACAUGUGGAAUGAAAUACAGAGACAAGGGCAAGCUGCAUUUGAAUUUCUAUGACGACGGUUGGAUCACAUGUAAAUUAUUAUGAUUAUCCCAGUCCCUCCUGAAUUGACAUAUAAUAUAUGUCAUGAUAGACCGUGUGUUUUCAAUUCUUCUC